Messenger RNA from Mercenaria mercenaria, 11225 nucleotides. Its product is annotated as divergent protein kinase domain 1A-like. Bases 410 to 1747 code for a protein of 445 amino acids. The transcript has 7 exons. Lineage: Eukaryota; Metazoa; Mollusca; Bivalvia; Venerida; Veneridae. The record is from RefSeq and is a predicted model, not a curated record. Gene Ontology annotation, molecular function: calcium ion binding.
CUUUGUUCAUAAUUUUAUUUUAUUCCUGGGAAUAGGACAUAAAAGCAGAAAUGACUUAAAUUGGUUCUGUUUCUAGUAAAACUAUUCACUGUGACAUUUGUGUUAUAAUUGUGUACCUAUAUUAGAAUUAGAAUUGAAAGUAGUGUAAUUGUUUUAAAUGAAAAAAGGAAUACAGAAAACGUGUCUUAAUGGAAAUGAUCGUUGAAUAGUUAAUCGUUUAAUGGAAUAGUUGUUGGCUUUGCUGAAUAUAUAAUGUGUUGAGUAUCUGUGGUAUGGAUAGUCUGAGACAGCCGGUACAAGUUCUAGUGCAAGCUAGAUGCUAAAAAGACAGAAUUCAAGUACUAAAGUCUUGAUUUGUUUAUGGAUUCUUUUUCUGUUGGUCACGAGGAUGGAUUUUCAUUAGUGAAAUAUGAAAAAGAUGUAUAGCUGGUCGCGGAGGACAUCAUGGAGUGUCCGCGGUAUCAGGAUGAAACUGCAGCAUGUUCCCACACAGACAUGUAAAGCUUGUAUCCGUUGCUCUAUGAGAGUGUUUGAGUCAGAAUGGACACGUUACUGUUUUAUAUUUGUAAUAUUGAGUACAGUUUGUUGUCUAUUGUUUGGCUGGGUGUUGUUCAGAGAUCCUUGCUUUGAAUGGGAAAUACGAACAAGUCUGUGUAAUGACUAUCAGAAUGGGUUGAUUGCUGGUUCCCUGUGUUAUGACCUAUGCAUAGAGGACAUUGUUUCAUUGUCCAGCUGUAUAGAACAGGAUGGCCAGCAUUCUGUAUUUAAGUGGGAAGAUCAGGUAAUUAAAGCUCGGUUACCAGAGAAGGAAGGUUCACAGUCCAACACCGACUCUAUAUGGGAGGGUAUGACGCAGACAGAUUUCUCUAAUGUGAUAAAGAAUUUAUUUACCCGUGUUCUCGGCAACAACGACCAUUCCAGCCUUAUAAAGAGAGCCUUAAGUUACGCUGACUUCAAUAGAGAUGGUCAGCUGACGUAUGGUGAAGUUAACUCUUUGUGGCAGUUACUGCAGAUUCAAGAAUUCCAGACAUUGUUUAUAUUCCAACAUAAUUCAGUAUUUCCAAAAAUCAAUGGGACCUGUGGCUCCCUGUAUGCGUAUGAGGCAGCGUAUCACCAGAUGUUGUACAGCAAAAAUACAUCAUCAUAUAUAGAUAGAGCCUUUCCAAAUAGAUAUCGCUGGCACCUGCCGGAGUUCCCAAAACGAAUGCAUAUUGCUCUGGGUUUGUUAGAGUAUGUUUACACAACGAUGGAAACUGAAAACACGAAGUUCUACAUGUGUAAUUUCAGUCCAAAGAACUUCGGAUACACGGAGUACUUUGAGAUGAAAGUAUCCAAUGUACAGGGUAUUAUAUCUGAGCAGUUUUUAAAUAAGACAUUACAGAGUAAGACCUGUGAAACAGACGCAGAUUGUCUCUAUGGCGACGUGUGUAAAUCUCGGUGCAAUAAGAAUAUACACCGAUGUUCCGGUGUUGGUGUGAACUACAUUCCAGACUUAGUUAAAAUAUGCCAUAUCUUGCAAGACUACCUUGUGUAUAAUUUGCCCGUUAAGUUGAAAUACACUCUCAGUCAUGUUGUUGCAGACUGCAUUAGGAUGGCAAAAAAGUUGCACAGUAAAUCCGCGUCAAUGAUUCUUGUAGAUCAAAACCUUGCUCUGGAUAGGUUAAACCAAGUACUGUGGAAUGAAUUGAAAUAUGCAGAAAACAAGUGGUUAACGAAGCCCACCAAGAAACCAUCAGUUAUGCUGUAGGUUCUUACUUUAUACCUGACAUUAUGCAAUAUUUCCAAGAUAUUAAUGGGUUGAGAAAGUAGGUGUUUUGCAAGGAAUAUCCGUAAACCAGAUACUGAAUGAUGCAGAUUGGAAACUUGUCAACCAGAAAAUCUACAGCUGUGUAAUAAAUUCUAUGUUUUAACCUGAUAUUGUAUAAUGAAUCGCAAUAUUACUCGAGAUAUUAAGUAGUUAAUAUAAAGCAUCUAGAAAUAUGAGCCGUGCCAUGAAAAAACCAACAUAGUGGCUUUGCGACCAGCAAGGAUCCAGACCAGCCUGCGCAUCUGCGCAGUCUGGUCAGGAUCCAUGCUGUUCGCUAACAGAUUCUCCAAUUGCAAUAGACUUUGAAAGCGAACAGCAUGGAUCCUGACCAGACUGCGCAGAUGCGCAGGCUGGUCUGGAUCCAUGCUGGUCGCAAAGCCCACUAUGUUGGUUUUCUCAUGGCACGGCUCAUAUAAACAGUCAAGAAAAUAUAAAUAGUUGAGAAAACAGAUGUAUAGGUUUUAAGGUAACAACAAAUUUGAAGGAUGGAAUUUUAAAAUAUUACUUAAUAUUGUUAUAUACUUAGGCCAUCCUAGAAACUUGCUAUUAAGUUUUGAAACCGGUGAUUAUGUAAUUAAUCUAAAUACAUAGAGAUAAGAAGAUUAACCUAAUACAAGAAUAGGGAGGAGCCUCCGUGGCCGAAUGGUUAAGGUCGCUGGCUCCAGAUCACUUGCCCCUCAUCGAUGUGGAUUCGAGUCUCACUCGGGGCGUUGAAUUCUUCAUGUGAGGAAGCUAUCCAGUUGGCUUACGGAAGGUCUGUGGUUCUACCCAGGUGCCCGCUCGUGAUGAAAUAAUGCACGGAGGGGCACCUGGAGUCUUUCUCCACCAUCAAAGCUGGAAAGUUAAACCCAACAAAAACAAAAGAAAUAAUACAAGAAUAGGAGUGCUGUGUUGUUUGGGCAAGGAGGUAUCAAGAUCUGUUUGGAAUUAUUAGAAUUCACAGAAUUUGGGUCUCAACCAAGUUGGAGUUACCUUUUAAAAAUGUCAAAUAGCGCUAGUAAUCCAGCCAUUUAUUUAAAUAGACUUUUACUUUUAAAUUGAUAAGAAACAUUUUAAUGGGCUAAAGUUCCAUUAUUUCUAACUUUGUUAUAUGAUGUACCUGUUAUUUGAUAUUUGAAUUGUGUCUUUCAUCGACUUGAAUGGUUGCCUAAGAAAAAAAUACAGCUGUGUCAGAUAUUGUAGAUUGCUAGAACUUGCUUUUAUGUAAAGUUUGCACUAAGCGAACAGUUUUAUAAAUGGUUCUGUUGUAAAAAUGUUGUCUUAUUUAUAUGAUUUUACAGACACUUUUGUACAGGAGUUUUAUGUAGUUUGUUUUAUAAAUUUGUUUGAUUUUGUAACUUUGAAAUUAAGAAGGUUAAUAUGCUGGGGUGGGGUACAGAAUAAGUGUUAAAAGGUAAUUUUUAGAAUGCAAACUACAGCAAACAUUGGCUGGUAGUUUGUUUUUUUUAUUUUGUCUCACCAUAUAUUGGGGAGAUAAGUUGAUUUUUUGCUGCCUGUCUAUCUGUUAAUCCGUUUGUCACAAAAGUUUGUUCUCUGAAACUACUGGUUGGAUUUCAAUAAAACCUUGUAGAAAUGUUCAGUACUAAGAUUAGUUUUGCAUAUUUUAUGCAUUUUUUGGUCGAUUGAUUUUUGGCAGAGUUAUUGCCCCUUAUGUGUCAUUUUUCAGGUAAAGUUUGUCUAGACUACUUCUACUGUACCACUGACUGGAUUUGAUAGAAACCUUAUAGGAUUGAUUAGUACAAAGUCUAGUUAUGCAUAUUCUUUAGGUAUUUUGGUUAGUUGAUUUUUGGUGGAGUUGUGGACCAUUUCAAGAAAAAAGCCAUUUUUCACUCUGUUUACAUGCUAGCAACAUUAUUUCAUUACCCGUCCUAAUUCAUAUUGAAGAAGAACGUGUUUAUAAAACAUAGAUUAAGAUUUAUUACAAUAGACCAGAUCUGAUAAGUAAGUCUAGAGUUAUGUGCCCUUGAUUUAACAAAAAUGCCAUAUUUACUAUGUUUAUGCUUGACCAUCUUCACUUCUUAACCAAUCCUAAUCAUAUUUACACAGAAUAUUUAUACCAAUGAGCUUGCUUUUAAAUACGAGUAUGAGUCAGAUCUGGUAAGAAAAUUAAGAGUUAUGUGCCCUUGAAUUAUCAAAAAAUGUCCUAUCUUAAUGUUCACAGUCUCUAGUGCAUAAUGUAUCAUUAUUUUUUAACAAACACUUACCAUGUUUACACUUGUUAAAUAUCAAGUUGGAGUGCUAGUAUGUUUAGACUAUUGAUCAAUGAUUUAUAUUCUCUUAAUUUCCAUGUAACAUUAAUAAAUUAUGCAGUGUAACUCUACACAUUCAUAUACAUGUACCAAACUUGUUAUGUGAAUUCACGUGCAAGUAUGUCUUUUUCCAACACAUGUCUUUGUUGUGCUCAGAUAUUGUAUAUCUAUUUAUCCUGCCAUUUAAAUGCAUGCAUAUAGGGAGACAUGCACUUGUUUCAAGAGUAAUCUCUAGUUUUAAGUUUAAUACUGUUUUUUAAACCAGAUAUUUUUAAACAUUUCAGAAUGUUAUAGAUAAGUCUAACAAUUAGAGAAUGUUCUCCCUAUUUCUUUUGUUUAAGCAGUAUUUAUCUAUCAUAAUGUAACAUGUUCAAACAUACAUAAUGUUGUUGUAUAACAUCUUAUUUGUGGAUCUUGUAUUAAGCUUUACCAAAAAAAAAAAAAAUACACAUAAAUCCAUCACCAUGUCUUUAAGCAUGUACUGUGCUGCAGCUUUCUUGUCUUUGCGGUUGUAUUUCAAGGGCAUUUCCAAGUUGCCUGUAGGCAGUUAUUAUUUGUAUGCACCACUCUUAAUAUUGGUAAGUUAAUACUGGUCAAAAGUGCAUACUGGGUCCAAGGUCAUAAAACUCAGUGCCGGAAACCGUCUUGAAAUUCAAGCAUCUCAUUGGUCAAUCAGGAGAUUUUACUUAGAAUCGACCAAUCAGAUGCUAGAGUUUUGAGACUGAUCCUUAGCUUUAUUACCUCAGGCUCUUGUCUUUAUUUACUGUUGUUAUACUUUUUUAUGUUUACAACUGUCUAAAUUAUAAAACUGUAUUUGAAUUAUUUGUUUUACUGUAACCAGGGUAAAUUUCUGUAUAUUUUUAAAGAGUUGUAUCGUUGUACAGUUCACAGCUGGUAAACUUGUAUUGUCACAAAAUAAGUCAUUGUUUGCAUUUACGUAAUUUAUAUAAUAAGUUUUAUAUUCAGAAUUUUUAUGUAAAAGUGUGUUUUUUCCUGUUUUAAUUGCAAACAAAUGAUGUCAGAAAAUCAAGACUUGCACAAAAGUAUGGCCACAAGCAAGUAGCAACCCAUAUGUAUUUUAUCUUUGGUUCACAUAUUCUGUGAGUCUAUAACAGAGUUCUUUGUUUCAGAUUUUAUUUGUCACUAAUUUUUCACAAAUUUGAUGGAAAUAAAUCAAAGGCGGACUCAUUCUGAUGGUGUCAAGAGCAAUAGUAAUAUCCCACAUAACUUUAUUUUGUGGGGGCUAUAUAGGAAUCACUUUGUCCAGUCUCUUCACAUUGUCCCUGGCCUGUACCUUCUAGAAAACCCGAACAGAUACUAUUUUGGAACUUACAUUAUGUUUGUAGGAUCAUAAGACAAGUGCACAUACCAGGUCCCAUAACUCUUGACUUUUGUUUUGACAAAUUUACCACCCCUUCUCACUUGGAAAAUUUCCCAAAGUUGACAUUUCUUUCAAUAUUUCUGAAACCUAUUCAUGCACUUGAGUGAAAUAUCACUCAGUUAUUUGGGAUCAUAAAGUUAGUUUACACACCAAGUUCCAUAAUUCUGCCUUUUAAUUUGAUAAAAUUAUCCCCCUUCUUCACUUAGAACUUGAGACAAAAUUGAUGUUUUCUUUUAACAACUCUGGAACCAUGAAGGUAUUGCACUGGAACUUAUAAUACAAUGUAGGUUGAAAGCAUCGUAAGUCAAGUUCAUACAUCAAAUCCUGUAACUCUUGACUUUGGUUUUUACAAAAUCCCCCCCCCCCCUUUUCUUCACUUUGCAAACAUCCUCGAAAAGUGCUAUUUCCUUUCAGGAAAACAUAUGCAUCUUCACACAGUGAUCAUAAUCGUAAAAAAAAACUUAUUGUACUUACAGUUUCACAUCAUAUGACUUUAUGAUUUAUGACAAUAACUUUAAAGCCAAUGAAGGUAAUACCAUACAACUAGAGACAAUGAUAGAUAUAAAAUGAAAUUAACUGGAGUACAAGAACCAUUACUCUUUCUUGAAUAUAGAUAAACCUAUCUCCCAGGUUUAACAGGUGAAGUGAGUAGUAGUAAGAAAGAUACUGUCAGUAUAAAUUAAUACCAUUAAAGUCUUUUCAAAUAAGGCUUUUGAGCCCGCCUGCUUAGCUCAAUUGGGAAAGCACAGAUCUACGGAUCGCGGGGUGGGGCGUAUGUUUUCUGUGACUAUUUGAUAAAAGACAUGGUGUCUGAAAUCAUUUGUACUCCACCUCUGAUUCAUGUGGGGAGGUUGGCAGUUACUUGCAGAGAACAGGUUUAUACUGGUUCAGCAUCCAGGGACACUGGUUAGGUUAACUGCCUGCCGGUACAUAACUGAAAUACUGUUGAACAAGCGCGUUAAGCCAAAAAUAAACAAACAAAAAACGAGGCUUUUGGUGUGGGUAUGAAUCACAUUUUAGUGAUAGCUCUAGUUUUUUUUUUAUUUUCAUGUCAUUUUACAUUACUAUGAUUUCACAAUAUUAGUGACCUGAGAACCAUGAGUUUCUGGAAGCUUCUAAAUGGAGUGGAGUCAAAACAGCUGAAUUUUGAAAUUAAAUGUACUUCAUCAAAGGAUAUUUGGCAGUACGGUAAAGGCAAUAAGUAACUACUAUAGCAUACAAUGUUAGUUUUGUGAUUUGCAUUGCUGCCCAAAUUGAAUUGGUAGUAUAAACAAAAAUCCUGUGAAUGAUUUCACUUGGAGGAAAAUAGUUUUGCUUUCGUUGUAAUCUACUUAAUUUGCAGUUUUUAAUGCUGUAUACUCAGAAAAUGUACUCAGAAAGUUAAAUAGAGGGAUUAUUUCUCACAACCUAGUCUGUGUUACUAUUAUCAUUUAUAUUUUAAUGUUCUAUUAUAGAGCCCUCUGUGUACUUCUUUGGUUUGCUUCAAGAAUCACACUAUUUUCUUUUUAUUAGCUCACCUGUCACAAAGUGACAAGGUGAGCUUUUGUGAUCGCGUGGUGUCCGUCGUCCGUCCGUGCGUCCGUGCGUCCGUCCGUCUGUAAACUUUUGCUUGUGACCACUCUAGAGGUCACAUUUUUUGUGGGAUCUUUAUGAAAAUUGGACAGAAUGUUCAUCUUGCUGAUAUCUAGGUCAAGUUCGAAACUUGGUCACGUGCCGUCAAAAACUAGGUCAGUCGGUCUAAAAAUAGAAAAACCUUGUGACCUCUCUAGAGGCCAUAUAUUUCAUAAGACCUUCAUGAAAAUUAGUCAGAAUGUUCACCUUGAUGAUAUCUAGGUCAAGUUCGAAACUGGGUCAUGUGCCAUCAAAAACUAGGUCAGUAGGUCUUAAAAUAGAAAAACAUUGUGACCUCUCUAGAGGCCAUAUAUUUCAUAAGAUCUUCAUGAAAAUUGGUCAGAACGUUCACCUUGAUGAUAUCUAGUUCAGUUUCGAAACUCGGUCACGUGCCGUCAAAAACUAGGUCAGUAGGUCAAAUAAUAGAAAAACCUUGUGACCUCUCUAAAGGCCAUAUUUUUCAUGGGAUCUUUAUGAAAGUUGGUCUGAAUGUUCAUCUUGAUGAUAUCUAGGUCAAGUUCGAAACUGGGUCACGUGCCUUAAAAAACUAGGUCAGUAGGUCUAAAAAUAGAAAAACCUUUUGACCUCUCUAGAGGCCAUAUAUUUCAUGAUAUCUUCAUGAAAAUUAGUCAGAAUGUUCACCUUGAUGAUAUCUAGGUCAAGUUCGAAACUGGGUCAUGUGCCAUCAAAAACUAGGUCAGUAGGUCUUAAAAUAGAAAAACAUUGUGACCUCUCUAGAGGCCAUAUAUUUCAUAAGAUCUUCAUGAAAAUUGGUCAGAACGUUCACCUUGAUCAUAUCUAGUUCAGUUUCGAAACUCGGUCACGUGCCAUCAAAAACUAGGUCAGUAGGUCAAAUAAUAGAAAAACCUUGUGACCUCUCUAAAGGCCAUAUUUUUCAUGGGAUCUUUAUGAAAGUUGGUCUGAAUGUUCAUCUUGAUGAUAUCUAGGUCAAGUUCGAAACUGGGUCACGUGCCUUAAAAAACUAGGUCAGUAGGUCUAAAAAUAGAAAAACCUUUUGACCUCUCUAGAGGCCAUAUAUUUCAUGAUAUCUUCAUGAAAAUUAGUCAGAAUGUUCAUCUUGAUGAUAUCUAGGUCAGGUUCGAAACUGGGUCACGUGCCGUCAAAAACUAGGUCAGUAGGUCAAAUAAUAGAAAAACCUUGUGACCUCUCUAGAGGCCAUAUUUUUCAUGGGAUCUGUAUGAAAGUUGGUCUGAAUGAUCAUCUUGAUGGUAUCUAGGUCAAGUUCGAAACAGCGUCAUAUGCGGUCAAAAACUAGGUCAGAAGGUCUAAAAAUAGAAAAACCUUGUGACCUCUCUAGAGGCCAUACUUGUGAAUGGAUCUCCAUAAAAAUUGGUCAGAAUGUUCAUCUUGAUGAUAUCUAGGUCAAGUUUGAAAGUAGGUCUCGUGCCAUCAAAAAGUGGGUCAGUAGGUCAAAUAAUGAAAAAACGUUGUGACCUCUCUAGAGGCCAUAUUUUUCAUGGGAUCUGUAUGAAAGUCGGUCUGAAUGUUCAUCUUGAUGAUAUCUUGGUCAAGUUUGAAAUUGGGUCAACUGCGGUCAAAAACUAGGUCAGUAGGUCUAAAAUUAGAAAAAUCUUUUGACCUCUCUAGAGGCCAUAUUUUUAAUGAGAUCUUCAUGAAAAUUAAUGAGAAUGUUCACCUUGAUGAUUUCUAGGUAAAGUUCAAAACAGGGUCACGUACCUUCGAAAACUAGGUCAAUAGGUCAAUUAAUAGAAAAACCUUGUGACCUCUCUAGUGACCAUAUUUUUCAAUGGAUCUUCAUGAAAAUUGGUCAGCAUUAUUAUCUUGAUAAUAUCUAGGUCAGCGACGUCAUACUCAAAACUGCGUCAUGUGGGAAGAGGUGAGCGAUUGAGGACCAUCAUGGUCCUCUUGUUGAAAUAUUUUAAAUUUUUAGUUCACCUGAGCACAAAGUGCUAAAACUGAGAUAUUGGGACUGCCCUGUGUCCAUCAUGUGUUUUUAACAAUUACACUGCCCAAUUUGAAUGAAACGUUGGUUAGAAUGUUUGUCUUGAUAACACGUUGAACUAGUUUGAAACUAGGUCAUCUUGUAUCAAAAACUAGGUCAAAUCAUAGAGAAAAUAUAAACACUGUAGAGGUCGUGUUUUCUAUUUAAUCUGUAUGAAACCUGGCCAGAAUUUGUCUUUUAAUGAAAUCAAGGUAAAGGUUUAAACCUAAGUUAUCUAAAUCAACGAAUCACCUUGUAAUACUCUAGAAGCCAUAUUUUCUACUUGUUCUAUAUUAAACAUUGUUAGAAUGAUUGUCUCCAUAAAAUCUAAGUAAAGUUUGAAACUGGGCCAACUGGGUGAAAAACUAGUUCACCAGUUAAAAUAGUAGAAAAACGUUGUUAACACUCUAGUGGUCAUAUUUUCUACCAGUCCUGAUCUUUACAAAGCCUGGUCAGAGUGUUUGUCUGUUUGAAAUCUCGGACAGUUUUGAAACUGGGUCAUCUUGAUUUUGAAAAUAGGUCACUAGGUCAAAUCAGAAGAUGUCAUUUUUACAAGAUCCGGAUCAAGUGUAUCUAAAUCUUUAUAAUAUUAAUAACUUGUGUGAAAUUUGGUUAUCUGGAUUCAUUAAAUAGAAAUCUAGCCAGAAUGUUUGUCGUAAUAAAAGUAAAGGCAAUUACAAAGUAGGGGAGCGACUCAUGGCUAUCAUGGUCAUCUUCCUUUAAAGUUUUAGGUCUUAGCUGUACAGUUAGAUUUUAUAUUUUUAAGAACUUAUCAGAAAUAAUGUCAUUUUUUGCCAAAAAGACACUUGAUAUGAUAUAUAAUGGUAUGAAUGAGAACAGUAUAUCAAAAGUAUGACAGUUUGAAUUAUUUCAUACAAUUUGUAUUUUAUCUGCUGUGUUCAUACAUAUGUUUAAUAAUCUAUUCUGUAAACAGAAAUGACAAGGUAUUGUUUCUUACUUGUAUGUAUGAAAACCUCCACGCCACUCUUGCUUCACUUGUGUAAUAUGUAUAUGGUAUUAGUCAUAUUUGAAAUUUUCGAAUUUACCUAGAAGAUAGGAUAGAUAUACAAAGUAACAAUGGGUAUAUGAUUCUAGUCAUGUUUUUUAAACAAGAACUGAUGUAUUGCCAAGAAAAAAAACUGUUUUAAUGACGAAAUCAGGGAAGGCCAUGUUUUUAAGAGCUCCUUUAUAUUGUACAGGGUCUUUAUUUAUCAGUUUAUUGUGUGAAAUUUAGGCAUACACUUAACCCUUACCCUGCUAAGUUUCUAUAAUGAACUUGUCCAUCUUCCAAUUUGGACAGUGCCAUUAACUGUUAAAAGGGGUGCUUACCAGAAAGAUACUGACUGAAUGGCGAACAGUUCAGAUCAUGAUCUUCACUGGCCACAAAGGCAGAAUCAAUCCUGUCCAGCAUGAUAAAGGGUUAAUAAUGCCAAAUAUUUAAUUUACUCUAACUUUAUGACUUGUUCAAAUUGAAAAUUUAUUGGUUUCUGGACCAAGUUUGAAGACUUGAAACUUUUUUGAGUCUUGUCAUUGCAUUUAUUCAAGCUUUCUCUUAACUGAGAACAAUUAAAAGAACAUGCUUUAAACAAAUUGCUUUUGAAUAAUGUACUUUCGGGGAUAGGGGUGAUGGGUGUUAUAGAUAAUGUUUUAUUAUCUAUCUGUUGAAUUGUGGUUAAGCUAUCUCUGAAAUAUAGUUUGAUAUAAAAUGUUUAUCAAGCAUUGAUAAAAAAUGCAGAAGUGAAAACCAUAUUAAAUUGUUGUAAACAAUUUUGCCUAAUAUUGUUCCAUAACGACAUUAGUGACUUUAUUUUACAGGUGUACUUUACAAAAAAUAAGAUGGAAGCUUUUUGUACAAUUAGCCAUUUUCACAAAAUUUAGUUUAUAGUUAAUACAUGUAGAGAGAAUUUCAUUUUAACCCCCCACCUCCCCACCCCCUCCAAAUAUCAACAAGUCUCUUUAUAGAAUGUAGUAUAAAUAAUAUAUAGAGAGAUGAGAUUUAUGUUUUUCAUGUCUAGUCGGACACAGUGAAACUGCAUCACGUUCAUAUCUAUGGUAUAUAAUAUAUUCCUUGUGAGAUUAUCUCCACAUGAAAUUCUCCAUGUCUGUAAUGAUGUACAUGUAUAUUUGAUUACCACUGUGAUUUUUUGUUAUAUCAAAAAAGUGAAAAUGAAUUUGACCAUUUUUACACACCUUGCAAUAAACAGUUACACAUGA